AUGACGACUGCGGAGGAAUGGAACGCGGCAUUUGACGCCCGUCCGGUACACGAAUACCUGGAAAGCACCGUCGCACAGUUCGGCGACCGGCCGGCUGCCGAUUUCAUGGGCAAGGUCUGGACCUAUUCCGAACUCGGUGACCUUGUGGACAGCACGGCCGCGGGCCUUCAGGCUAUGGGUGUCGGACCGGGCGUGCAUGUAGGGCUUUGCCUUCCAAAUACGCCCUAUUACACGAUCUUCUACUUCGCGAUCCUGAAGAUCGGCGGCACGGUCGCCAACUUCAAUCCGCUCUAUGUCGAACGUGAAAUUGCCUUUCAGGCGCGCGAUGCCGAUGUGCGCAUCAUGGUGACGAUGGAUCUGAAGGUGAUCUACGACAAGGUCGAGGAAGUCCGGAAGGAAAAGAUCCUCGACAAGAUCAUCGUGUGCCCGAUGACGUUUUGUCUUCCCACGAUCAAGAAGGUGCUUUUCAGCCUCUUCAAGCGCAAGGAACUGGCGGACAUUCCACGCGAUGAGGCGCAUGUGUGGUUCGAUGAGCUCCAGACCAGGGGGAACAGUCCGAAGCCGGUCGAGAUCGAUCCCCAUGACGAUAUCGCCGUGCUUCAGUAUACCGGUGGCACAACAGGUGUUCCCAAGGGUGCAAUGCUGACGCAUCAGAAUCUGUCGGCCAAUAUCGAGCAAAUGCGCUGCGUCUUCGAAAAAGCGCGUCUCGGUGAAGAAAAGAUGCUGUGCGUGUUGCCGUUCUUUCACGUCUUCGCCAUGACGGUUGCCCAGAACCUUUCAAUUAUUCUGGGUGCAGAAAUGGUCCUGCAGCCGCGCUUUGAACUGAAAGCACUGCUUGAAGCCGUCAAGCGCAAGCAGGUGACACUGUUUCCGGGCGUACCAACGCUUUAUACCGCGAUCAACAAUUCUCCGAUGACUGCGAACUACGACCUGUCGAGCAUUUCGCUGUGUCUUUCGGGUGGUGCGCCGCUGCCCGUGGAAGUGAAGGAAAGUUUUGAAAAACUGACGGGCUGCGUGUUGGUUGAAGGCUAUGGCCUGACCGAGUCCUCACCGGUCGCGGCGGUCAACCCGCUCGACGAGAACCGGCGCGCGGGUUCCAUCGGCCGUCUUGUGCCGGGCACCAGCGCCCGGUUUGUCAGCAUCGAAGACCGGACGACCGAGGUCGCCGCAGGCGAGAAGGGCGAACUCCUGCUUCACGGACCGCAGAUCAUGAAGGGUUACUGGAAGCGGGAAGACGCUACGGCGGACACGAUUACCGCCGAGGGCUACCUGCAUACCGGCGAUGUCGGCUAUCAGGAUGACGAGGGCUUCAUUUAUCUGGUCGACCGGAUCAAGGACCUGAUCCUGUGUUCGGGUUACAACGUCUAUCCGCGUGUCAUCGAGGAAGCGAUCUACCAGAACGAAGCGGUGGACGAGACGAUCGUCAUCGCGAUCCCGGACGAAUAUCGCGGUCAGUCUCCCAAGGCUUUCAUCAAGCUUAAGGAGGGCCAUUCCAUGACAGGUGAAGACAUGAAGACAUUCCUGAAAGAACAUCUGUCUUCCAUUGAAAUGCCACGUGAAUUCGAGUUCCGGGAUGAACUUCCCAAGACGAUGGUCGGCAAACUUUCCAAGAAGGAACUGGUGGAGGAAGAGGCGCAGAAACGGGCGCAAUCCGAAGCGCAAAGCGCCUGA
Messenger RNA from Effrenium voratum, 1671 nucleotides. Lineage: Eukaryota; Dinophyceae; Suessiales; Symbiodiniaceae. The record is from the annotation of a GenBank genome assembly.